Messenger RNA from Doryrhamphus excisus (bluestripe pipefish), 6769 nucleotides. NCBI's taxonomy places the organism in Eukaryota, Metazoa, Chordata, Actinopteri, Syngnathiformes, Syngnathidae. The record is from RefSeq and is a predicted model, not a curated record.
ACCGAGGUUGACUGUAGUCCUAACUUUCAUGAUGCCGAUAAAGGUUAUUUUUAACAUUUGUCCUUGUUAUACAAGUGUAAAAAGAACUGAAAACACAACUGUAAACACAACAAAAUAAUCCAUUGUAAUGGUAGACAAAAGUAUUGGGACAUAUACGGCAUGGGUGUAGGAGCAUCUUCUUUCCUAAUAAGUGUUACCAAGCAUUACAUGUUCCUACAGAACAAGUAUAGCGCUGCACAUCCAUGUUGUCAUGCUAUGCUCUAAGACUACGCCAACAGCCUCCAACUUGAUUUGUGCGGUCGAGAUAAAAAAAUGAACAUUAAUGCACAAAACUGCAGCUAAAAAAACAAAGAAGUGUUAUUGUUACCCUGGUGAGUGUGUGACUCAGACAAGACGUCAGUAGGAAUUUGGGAGAUUAGUCAGGAGAUACUUUGGCAGUUUGGGAAGAUUUGGCUCCCUUAUGUAAAAGCACCAGUAUUGCAUAAUCAGUCUGGGGAUGCCUAUGUGGCUGCCAUAUGUAUUUCUUAAACACACGUAACAUAUAUGUAGAGUUCCUUAAAAGAAAUCAAGCGGUCAUUUUAACAUGGACGAGAGAAGACAGUGAGCCUAAAUCAAAAGAAUAGAUCUUUUCUGGCUUUUAUUAACGUAAGAAUUUGGUGUCCAACUAGGUUAUCUAACCAGUCCGUGAUGUGACUACGACUCAGACACAUAUCUGACGCUAACCCCCUCUGAACCGGUUCAUACGAGAUUUAGGGGGGAUCACUGGUGAGGGAUCAAACCUUUUAAUCCUUCAGGGGGAAAAAAAACCAUGCUGAUUGACGGCAAGGUGGCCUUGAUAUUAAAGUCUAUAUGCAAAGGGAUGACGUCAGCUUGUCUAAAUAGCUCAGGUGAGUCAGGCGUGGAUGUGCCCUCCUCGUUGCUGAUGUGCCCGGGCACCGCAUUACAUCAUUGUGUGUUACAUAAUACUCUUGCAGAGCAACACACACACACACAGCCAGGCACACAUGCCCCGAGUGAAACUGGGUCUAAUGUGAAUGUCUCUUUUGCAAAUCUUUCUGCUCCACCGACUCGUGGGGCUCCUCCCAUGAUGCAUUGUUGUGUACGCCCGCUGACCUUUUAUUGUACAUUCAGACAAGAAACAACAAGGGAGUAAUGCUACAAUGCCAUUCACUGUUUUGCAGACACGGCAUUCUGACGGCCAUGCAGCAACCCUUUACUCACACCAGCCGCAUUUGGUACACCUGCAUCAUCUAAUGAGGCUGCCUGAGCAGUAGGAACGUUCCAUUCAUCAAAGUGAGAAGGAGCCGAGAGACAGGAAAGGGAAAGGUUGGAGUUGAAUUUUUCAUGAUUGCUCUGCCGGCUUGAAUGGCGCUAAAAAAAAAAACGCUUCAAAGUCAUUUGGAUGCAAAUCUAUGUUGUCACUCUGGUUGUUUUUUUUAAUGACAGGCAGAGAGGCCCAUGGCUGAGCAGACCAACGCGAUCCAUCAUAAUCCUGCAGCGGGAUGAAGCAAUGGACCUCUUGACCUUGCACAUUCACUUCAAAGGCUCCUCACUCCAUAGGUGGUGGGAGUUUGAGGAUGGGAAGCACAGCAUAUGGCACCUUAAAAGACAGCACCGCCUUCAUUGUGGUCUACGGAAUGGGAAAGGAUUCCCCUCAGUGUGGAAUUACCUCUCUUGAAUUCCUCCAGCAUCACAUCCAGCUUGGUGUCAUUGAAGACGCAGUGCAUGGGGUGUUUGUAGAACUCAGUGAUGGUCUUCAGAGGGGUGCAGUCGUCCGGGUCAACAAAGGCGAGGUCCUUCACAAACAGGAUGUCCACGAUGUUGGACCGCUCGUUCUCGUAGACCGGGAUCCUUGUGAAGCCACUCUGCAUCACAUCAGACAUGGUGCCAAAGUCCAACACAGCAUCUGAUGAGAGCAUGUAGCAGUCGGAUAAAGGGGUGAGAACGUCCUCCACCGUCUUGGUCCUCAGCUCCAGAGCUCCUUGGAUGAUGUUGAGCUCUUCCUUGACCAAGUCGUGGUACGGAUCUGUGACUCUCAGCAUGGCCACCAGCUUCUCCCGUGUAUAGAAGCUGCUGAUCUCCUGGUGGAGCAGGAUGUCCAGGAUCUUGGAGACAGGGUAGGCGAUGGGGAGGAAGAGGAGCAUGAGGAGCCUGGUGGCGCACAGGGUCUUGGAAGCGAUGGCGAGGCUGUGCCGGGACGCCACAGAAUGAGGCAAAAUCUCCCCUAUGAAGAAAAUCCCUAAAGUGCAGGAGGCCGUGGAGAGGACGGUCAUGCCUAAUAUCUGGCACAUCCAAACCACAAAACAUGUGUUGGACCCGCAGCUCCACGGGGUCCAGGGCCAGCAUGCUGAUGUUGAGUCCGCUGCAGAGCGCGGAGAGCCCCAGGAGAAGCACGGAGACUCCCGCCUGCAGCCACGCGUCCGCCUCCGCAGGUCUCUCUACCACAGCCAGCCAGAAGUCUCUGGUGCUGAAGUGUUCCCAUUUGACGCCGUCAAAAGCGCACAUGGAGUAGUACUUCACCGCUUCUCCUCGGCGUAGAUGCUUGGCAAGAAGCUCGACCAGCACCGAGUUGCGACUGGAGGUGGAUUUGAAAGAGCCCAGUAGUUCGAUGUCAGAGCUCCGGGCGUUCUCCUCCUCGCAAGGGUUCGCUCUGGACCGGCCCUCGCUGUCCCCUUCUUGCUCCUCUAUGAAGGCGAUCCACGGAGCUGCUGGAGCUGAGUCAGCUGCACCGCUCCAGUUCAUGUUGGGACGCUCCGAGAAGUACACCCUCAAAAUGAAGCGAGUCCCCUCCGUGGCUCUCAGGACGCCAUCCUGCACGGACAAAUCCCCGCUUUGGGUGUCUUCUGGCCGGACGCCGAGCAGCGCUGAAGUCGGUGCUGGCAGCCAGGAGAGGAGGAGGAGGUGGAGGAGGUGAGGGAUGGCGGUCAGAUGCAGAGGAUGCAGGAUGCGGCAGCGAGCAUCCGCAGCAUCCGCAGCCAUCAUGUUGAAUGAAGUAGUGGAGGGGAGUCGGGUCACGUGAUGUGCGGAUGGAGCAGCUGCAUGGGUGGUCGUGCAGCCAUGGGGUACCAGAGAGCUGUUGCAGCCAGUGGGAGUCGUCCGGGCUUCCUGGGAAGGACGCUGAUUCUCCUGGACGUCAACACCCGCAGCCCGGUCAGAAUCCUCAACGACAACUUCCUGUCUUUGCAGUUGGACCCGUCUAUCAUCAGAGAUGGCUGGCUGGACUUUCUCAGUUCAAAGCGUCUCGUGACCCUGGCGCGAGGCCUGUCUCCAGCCUACCUGCGCUUUGGCGGGAAGCGGACUGACUUCCUGCACUUCAACAACCAGAAGAACCUGGCUAAAUUCAGGGGGCCGGGACCCGACUACUACCUGAAGAACUACGAAGACGAUAUAGUACGCAGUGACAUUGCACUGGACAAGCAGAAUGGUUGCAAAGUGGCUAACCACCCUGAUAUCAUGCUGGAGCUCCAGAGGGAGAAGGCUGCCAGCACACAGCUCGUCCUGCUGAAAGAGCAAUUGUCCAACAUCUACAGCAACAUCACAAUACCAGCCAGGUCUUUAGACAAAUUGUACAACUUUGCCGACUGUGCCGGUCUGCACCUGAUUCUGGGCCUCAACGCGCUGCAAAGAAACCCAGACAACUCCUGGAACACUUCCUCUACUCUGAGCCUCCUCAAGUACAGUGCUGGCAAGAAAUACAACGUCUCCUGGGAGCUGGGCAGCGAGCCUAACGCGUACCGCAGCAUGGUGGGCCGUGCAGUCAAUAGCACCCAACUGGCUCAAGACUAUGUCAAGCUACGGACCCUGCUCCAGUCGGUACGCUACUACAACCGAGCUCACCUUUAUGGGCCAAAUGCUGGAAGACCACGGAAGAACGCUAUCCUGCUUUUGGAUGGAUUCAUGAAGAAUGCUGGCUCUGUUGUUGAUGCUGUUACGUGGCAACAUUAUUUCCAGGAUGGCAGGGUGAAAAAGGUGGAGGAUUUCUUAAAGACACGUUUGUUGGAUACCCUGAGAGAGCAAAUCACUAAAGUAGCCAAGGUUGUGAACACACAUACGCCUGGUAAGAAGCUGUGGCUGGGUGGACUCGGUCCAGCAUGGGCAGGAGGAAUCAGUAAUCUAUCGGAUACUUAUGCUGGUGUUUUCCUGUGGGCUAACACACUAGGAAUGGCUGCUGUUCAGGGAAUUGAUGUAGUUUUACGUCACUCAUUCUUUGAUUACGGAUACACGCAUCUUGUGGACCAGCAUUUGAACCCUUUACCAGAUUACUGGUUUUCUCUGGUCUUCAAGCGUCUGGUUGGGCCAAAGGUUUUAGCAGUGCGUGUUGCCGGACUGCAAAGGAAGCCCCAACCGGGACGAGUCAUACGAGACAAACUGCGCAUUUACGCCCACUGCACCAGCUACUCCAAUCACAACUACGUGAGAGGCUCCAUAACGAUUUACAUCAUCAACCUGCAUCGAUCGCGGAAGAAAAUAAAGUUGGCGGGGACGUUGAGGAACAAGACAGUACAUCAAUACCUGUUGCAGCCCUUCGGUAGCGAUGGACUCAAAGCCAAACACGUGCAGCUGAACGGUGAAAAGCUGUUCAUGCUGGACAAUGAGACAUUCCCAGAAUUCAAGCCCAAAACCUUGCGGGCGGGACGGACUAUAGCCAUGCCUCCCAUGACCAUUGGAUUCUAUGUUGUGAAAAACAUAAACGCCUACGCCUGCCGAAGAUAACAGGGACUCACCCUUAAAAAAAAAAAAAAAAGACCCAACGCUAUGAACUUCAUCCUGCAUGAGACCUCAUUUGUUUGCCGCUUCUCUGCAAGCCUGAGGAAGGACACAGUGGACAGUUCCAGUAAGACAGCUUCCUUCUUACACUGAUAUUCACUGAUCCCCGUUAAAACCGAGACCCCAUUUCUCUUUCUUCCAUCACAAGGUUUACACAAAUUCUGUAGGGGAAUUGACUCGAUUAAGCUCAACUUUCUUUAGACUGGCUCAUCAAGUCUUCCAAGCGAAUGUUGAAAGCGGUGAGAAAACAGAGAGGAAAUUCAGAACAGGCAACCUUGUGGACAUAUUCUCUCCUCAGAGAGAAAAUAGCAUGGAGUUUGUAUGCGGUUUACUGAUGAAGCUACUGAUGUGUAUGUCAGGUCUGUUAUGCACGGCGUUCAAUGGCUGUGUUUCUUCUGCCAAAACAUAUCAAGUGUCUUACAGAGAAACUCUUGUUUAGUUUUUAUAGUGUGCGUCACUGUUGCUUAGCGGCACACAGGACUGUCCAUUAGCACAGACAAGUCAAGCUGAAGAUUGAACAUGCCCUGUUUUUUUACCUUAUCAUCAUCACAGCAUUACCAUGUAUAGUCCUCUUGUGCUGCUAUAGUUUUGUAUUUGAUAUAUUGUGAUAUAUUGUGAUAUAUUGUGAUAUAUUGUGAUAUAUUGUGCGCAAAUUUACAGUCAUUACAAUCCCAAAUCAGUGAAAGUCGGGAAAGUGUGACAAUACAAAUUCCAUAGCCAUAAUUUUACUAUUCUGUUAACUCUUGGUAUGUUUUCCUUUUAAUCAGACCAAACAUAAAACGUCUUGUGUGCAAUAAAAACAAGUCAAAGUGAAUAAUAUACGUACUUUCCCAACAUUUUCUGAUUCUGGUUUUGCUUGAUCUAAUGUACAUAAGAGAAAAUACAUAUGUUCAGCUAUAUUUUACUUGCCUGUAGUACACAUUUAUUUAUGAUUGUUUUGAUGUAUAUGUUGUUUUGUUUUUCUCAGAUUGACGUAAGGAUGCAUGAUUACCAUAUUGACCCAAAUAUAAGAAUCUUUUUCAAAAACAUUUUUUUUAAUAUCAAAAUUUAAAUGGGGCGGCACGGCGGUCUGGUGGUUAGUGCGCAGACCUCACAGCUAGGAGACCAGGGUUCGGUCCCCGCCCUCGGCCAUCUCUGUGUGGAGUUUGCAUGUUCUCCCCGUGCAUGCGUGGGUUUUCUCCGGGUACUCCGGUUUCCUCCCACAUUCCAAAAAAAAAACAUGCUAGGUUAAUUGGCGACUCCAAAUUGUCCAUAGGUAUGAAUGUGAGUGUGAAUGGUUGUUUGUCUAUAUGUGCCCUGUGAUUGGCUGGCCACCAGUUCAGGGUGUACCCCGCCUCUCGCCCAAAGACAGCUGGGAUAGGCUCCAGCACCCCCGCAACCCUCAUGAGGAAAAAGCGGUAGAAAAUGAAUGAAUGAAUGAAUGAAGCUCCAGCGUUCCCCUGCAACCCUAAUAAGUAUAAGCGGCAUAGAAACUGAAUGAAUGAAUAUACAACUUACUGGUAAAGGGUUCAAAUGCUGGUCUAAAUAAGAACAAAAAAAUACAAAAUGACUAUUCUAUUUUUUGCAGCAUGACUGCAAUAAAAAAAUAUUAUAUAUUCAUGUAGCUGCUUGGUAGUUGUUUCAUUUGUUGUUUGCUAUCUCAUCCAACCUGUGUGGCUUUUUGUGUUGUGGCUGCAUGACCAGGACACUGGUCUUUGUGAGUGACGGGAAAAAAAGCUCUGAUUCUCUUGGGUAGAAGUUGGUAAAUCUGUACACCCUGAAUAUCAGAUGUCCUGUCUUUUGCAGGGAAAACAAACCUUUCUUAUACUUUGGGUCAAUAUCAGGGAAAAAGGCUAAAAGAAACAAACAACUGAUACUUUAAUGAGUAUGGAAAGAUCAAUGGGAAAAUUUGGAAACAUCAAAACAAAUAAUUUAAAAUAUGACAUCAUCGGAAGUGUAUCCAUAUCACAUUGCUGAUGAUACUCAUAGAACUGUGUGUGUGUUUAAUAUGUCUAUAUGUAUU